Messenger RNA from Diuraphis noxia (Russian wheat aphid), 2659 nucleotides. It is a transcript of the gene P5CDh1, whose product is annotated as delta-1-Pyrroline-5-carboxylate dehydrogenase 1. Gene Ontology annotation, cellular component: mitochondrial matrix. Lineage: Eukaryota; Metazoa; Arthropoda; Insecta; Hemiptera; Aphididae. Gene Ontology annotation, molecular function: L-glutamate gamma-semialdehyde dehydrogenase (NAD+) activity. The record is from RefSeq and is a predicted model, not a curated record.
AUGGCACAUGUUGAAGUGAAAGCUGUUAACAAAAAAGUUAAAGGGGUAUUUAUGAGAGGCCCUUUGAAAAGAUUGCCUCAUGGGCCCUUUAGAUCCCAGGCCGACACUGAAUAUAUGUAUUUGUUCUUUUGUUGCCGAAGCAUUGGAUCCCUUUCACUGCCUAAAGUUAAAGACUUUACUGUAGAAAACGAACCACUUUUAGAAUACUUGCCUGGCAGCAAAGAACGCAAAGAAAUUGAAGCUGAAUUAAAAAAAUUGUCAAAUAAUGUAGAAGAUGUACCUAUUAUCAUUGGUAAUGAACAAUUCAAGACAAAAGAUGUUAGAUAUCAAGUUAUGCCUCACAAUCACAGCAAGAAAAUUGCAAAAUUUUACUAUGCAUCAUCAGAUUUAGUAGCAAAAGCAAUUAAAGUUGCUACUGAAGCUCAAACAAAAUGGGAUACUGUGCCUUUGGAAGAAAAAAUAAGUAUUUGGCUUAAGGCGGCUGACYUGAUGGCGACAAAAUAUAGAAUGAAGUUGAAUGCAGCUACUAUGCUUGGUCAAUCAAAGACAGUUAUACAAGCUGAAAUUGAUGCGGCUGCUGAAUUAAUAGAUUUUAUCAAAUUAAAUGCAUUUUUUGCUAAGGAAUUGACAAAAUAUCAACCAAUUAGUGAAAAUAAAAAAGUUACAUUAAAUAGUUUGCGUUAUAGAGGCCUUGAUGGAUUUGUUGCUGCUGUAUCUCCUUUUAAUUUUACUGCAAUUGGUGGGAAUUUAGCAUACACUCCUGCUUUAAUGGGGUGUUCUGUUUUAUGGAAGCCUUCAGAUACAGCUUUGUUAUCAAACUGGGUGAUUUAUAAAAUAAUGACUGAAGCAGGAGUUCCACCUGGUGUAGUUAAUUUUAUUCCAGCAGACGGUCCUGUAUUUGGUGAUACUAUUACUGCAUCUCCACAUUUAUCAGGAAUCAACUUUACUGGAUCAGUUCCGACAUUUAAUCGACUAUGGACACAASUUGGAAAAAAUAUUAAUAGCUAUGUUAAUUUUCCAAGAUUGAUUGGAGAGUGUGGAGGCAAGAAUUAUCAUUUUGUACAUCCAACAGCUGAUGUGACAUCUGUUAUUAACGGUACUAUUCGAUCUUCAUUUGAAUAUUGUGGUCAGAAGUGUUCCGCAUGUUCUAGAUUAUACGUUCCUCAAUCUUUAUGGCCUAAAAUAAAAGAAGGACUACUGGAAAUUCGUAAUAAGUUGAAAAUUGGGGAUGUUAAUGAAUUUGAUUCAUUUACUUCAGCAGUUAUUGAUGACAAAGCUUUUAAUCGUAUUACUGGUUAUAUUGAACAUGCCAAAAAGUCUCCCAAUUUGGAAAUAAUUGGUGGAGGACAGUAUGACAACAGCAAAGGAUAUUUUAUACAACCAACUAUAGUUGAGACUAAGGAUCCUUUAGAUAAAAUUAUGACUGAAGAAAUCUUUGGGCCUCUCUUGACUGUUUAUGUUUAUAAAGAUUCAGAAGUUGAUAAAACAGUUGAUCUCGUCAUUAGUUCUACACCUUAUGCAUUAACUGGAGCUGUAUUUGCUCAGGACAAAGGCUUUUUAAAAAAAUCUCUUGAAACAUUAAAGUACUCAGCUGGUAAUUUUUACCUUAAUGAUAAGUCUACAGGUUCAGUGGUAGGACAACAACCAUUUGGUGGAAGCAGAAUGUCAGGGACGAAUGACAAAGCUGGUGGUCCACAUUAUGUUCUACGAUGGACUUCACCUCAAUCUGUCAAAGAAACAUUUGUACCAUUGACCGAAUGGAAAUAUCCUUACAUGGAUUGAUAAUGUAUUGGUUAAAACAAGAUCUAGUGUUUUGCUAUAGGUUUAUUUUAACACUAGCAAAACUGUGAUAUUGAAUCUGAUACUACUAAAGUGCUAAUUAAUUAAAUAAGAUAGAAAAAAGAAGCAAUUCCUUUAUAUUUUAUAGAAUAAAUAUUAUUUAAAGUUUAUAAAAAAAAUAUGAAAGAAUCUUUGAAUUUCACUUCAAAAAUAUGAGAGAUUCAAUUAAAAAUAAUUGUUUUUUAAUUUAUUAAUUAUUUCCAUCUUAUUGAUAUUAAUAUUUUUCCUACUGUAACUUUGAUAUACCCAAUUUUUAAUUCACCGGCUAUGUUUGUAGCUCUAGUAUUAUUACAGUUUUGAUAGUAUACUGAACUAUAUUGUUGAGCGUAAAAAGUGAUAUUUGUCACUAUAUAAUGCUGACCGAUAAUGAUCAUAUAAAUUUAUAAUUAACAAUAAUGUUUGUUUAUAUUAAACUUUAUUUAUUAAUUUAGUGAUGAUAAUGGCCUAAUAAUUUGUUAAUUGUAUUACAAACCAGAUAAUACUUGUAAUUAGAGAAUAAAUGUAUUUAUAUCAUUGAAAUAGUGUUGUAGUACUAUACUUCAGCCAUAAUCAAAUUAAUAAUUACUCAAAUUUCAAAAUUCUAUUUUUAUCUAAUUAAAAAUGUUAUUGUAUGAUGUAAAUAUGAAAGGUUUUUACAGUGUAUACGCACUCAUAAUAUAAUAUAUUUAUAUAUGUAAUAAUAUUGAGAAAAUUAAAUUGAAAUUAGAAAAAUGUAUUGUGAACAGAGUGUUGGUAAUUAGUAACAAAUUACGCAUCCAUUAAAAAAAUUAUAUUUGAAAUAUAACGUCAUUUUUUAUAUGAGUGAUGGCACUCCAAUUAA